UAGUCACAUGUCAGAAUGUCAGUUGAUUAACCGGAAGUAGUAAAAAAUAAUAAACAACGUCGUCUGCAUAUUCGCCUCUUUUCAGUUCAUUUAACAGCAUUUUAGACAAUAAUAUGGAAGGGGCACUGGAGCAACAUCUUGACGAUACGAUGAAAAAUCCUGCCAUCGUUGGAGUUUUGUGCACAGACGCCCAAGGCCAUAAUCUAGGAUGUCGUGGCUCACUUUCAGAUGAGCAUGGAGGAGUCGUGUCAGUACUGGCCAGACAAGCUGCUUCCCUAACCAAGGACCCAACCGACUCCCCUACUGUGUGCCUGGAGUCUGACUGUGGGAACAUUAUGGUGAGAACACAUGGGACAAUUACAGUAGCCGUGCAUAAGAUGGCAUCAUAGGUUAAACUACUUGCUGUUUCAGAGUGACUUCUUAUGUCAGACAUUGUGAGAUAUUGAAUGUGUGCAGUGUUUUUAAAUAGCUUUAAUGGUUUAUUGUCAUCACCAUCACGUUAGAUUAUUGAUUGGCUGAGAUUAAAUGUCUUCCAUGAUACCAGAUCAUAUCAGAUGUGUUGUAUGUCCAUGGUUAAUACCAAUACUUGUAUCUGCUCUUAAACCACAGCUCAAAUGUGUGUUAAAUAUUGUUGAUUAAUAAAAUUGUGUUAUUUAAGGUGAAA
Messenger RNA from Paramisgurnus dabryanus, 664 nucleotides. It is a transcript of the gene lamtor5, whose product is annotated as late endosomal/lysosomal adaptor, MAPK and MTOR activator 5. Gene Ontology annotation, biological process: negative regulation of apoptotic process; positive regulation of TORC1 signaling; cellular response to amino acid stimulus. Gene Ontology annotation, cellular component: lysosome; cytoplasm; Ragulator complex. The record is from RefSeq and is a predicted model, not a curated record. NCBI's taxonomy places the organism in Eukaryota, Metazoa, Chordata, Actinopteri, Cypriniformes, Cobitidae. Gene Ontology annotation, molecular function: guanyl-nucleotide exchange factor activity.